Molecule: messenger RNA, 1127 nt
Organism: Papilio machaon (common yellow swallowtail)
Lineage: Eukaryota; Metazoa; Arthropoda; Insecta; Lepidoptera; Papilionidae
Exons: 3
Coding region: 279-1076 (265 amino acids)
Source: RefSeq, a predicted model, not a curated record
UCCAUUUAUUAUUUGACAUUUAUUCAUCUGUAAACAACAGAAAUAGGAACCUAAAAUUUAAAUAUAAAGUUAACUGAGAUUAAAGGCUUUUUCUUUAGAAUAACGUUUUGUAAUAACAUAAUUUCGAUUAAAACUAAAUAUAUUUUGGAUCGUUACUUGUAGUCAUAACACAUCAAAUCUCUAGAACUGAUAAACGUUAUCUUAAACCUAUCGAUUGUCCCCGUUUAGUCGAUCAAAUAAAACUAAGUGGAGUAAGUGCUUGUUAGCUGUUUAAAGUGAUGACAAUGAAUCAAUAUGAGACAGAAAGACGGCUCUGCUGGAGUUAUGGUCUCUUAGCUGUUCUACUUUCGAUAUCUGUAGUGUGCAUUGCAAUUCCUUUCAAUCAUUGGCGCACAACUCUUGACGUGUGCCCAGGAGGAUAUUUUGAAAAUACCAACUGUGGAUGCAUCUUUUAUGGUAUUAGCACAUUCCAAAACUUCAAUGGUGGUCACAACUCGUACUGCUUGUAUGCUGUAUUUGCUCCUCUUCCAAUAUUAGUGUAUGCUAUUGUAAUGGCCUCAUUUCACAUGUACAGAGUUUGUAUUAACAAUGUUGGAAAAUAUGAAGGAGAAAAAUCCACAACAGUUGAAGAAAUAGAAGGAGAGACAAUAGUAGUAUCUUCAAGGGCAAGAAUAUCUCAGCACAAUGAUGCUGUUAUUUACUGUUGGAUACCGACCUCAUGUAUUGCUGCACUGUUUGCUGUUUACAACCUAGUCCAUGCUGCUAUUAUAACUGAUGGAUUUUUAAAAACGUGUAUGCAGUAUCGAGAAUAUUUAGUCCGUAACCUCAGAGCUGUUGGUGACCAGGCCACUGCCAUACAUUUCCGACUUAGUUGUCAGGCAAUAUUUGACUUUAUGGAUUACAUACAGAAAAAUGCACUAAGCAAUCGACGUGGAGAUUUCAUCAACACAGGACUGGCAUUACAGUUGGCUAUCAUUGCUUCUUGGUUAUCAGUUUGUUUAUGGAUAGCUGUUACUGUUAUGACUUCCCUAAGGGCAUAUAGAGAACGAGAUGUGCUUACUUGCUGCGGAAAAUAAAAAAAAUAUUUCUGCACUUGCAGACUUUAUAAUGUUAAAUAUUGUUUAACU